Molecule: messenger RNA, 1041 nt
Organism: Neltuma alba
Lineage: Eukaryota; Viridiplantae; Streptophyta; Magnoliopsida; Fabales; Fabaceae
Product: dehydration-responsive element-binding protein 1A-like
Exons: 1
Coding region: 97-828 (243 amino acids)
Biological process (GO): regulation of DNA-templated transcription
Molecular function (GO): DNA-binding transcription factor activity; DNA binding
Source: RefSeq, a predicted model, not a curated record
AAGCAAACUACUGACGACUCCCAGUUCCUUACUCUCUUUUCUUCUUCGAUCGAUUCACACCUGCAAGGACUGAAGGUUGGAGUUUCAUUUAUUUCUAUGUUUUCAUUCACGUGUUCUUCAGACCCACAUCCUCUGAGGCUGCGAUAUAGUAGUGAUUUAGAGGUGGCGGAGUGCGCGACGUCGCCGGCUUCGGACUGUGGCAGUGGCAACGGAGUUCGUUCUUUGGUUUUGUCCGACGAGGAGGUGUUGUUGGCUGCGAGUCACCCGAAGAAACGCGCCGGAAGGAAGAAGUUCCGGGAGACUCGCCACCCGGUGUACCGGGGUGUUCGGAGGAGGAACUCCGGCAAGUGGGUGUGCGAAAUGCGUGAGCCCAAUAAGAAAACAAGAAUUUGGCUGGGGACAUUCCCCACUCCGGAAAUGGCCGCGAGGGCCCACGACGUCGCAGCGAUAGCUCUGCGGGGCCGGUCAGCUCUUCUUAACUUUGCAGACUCUGCUUGGCGGCUGCCACUGCCGGCGUCCACUGGGGCCAAGGAUAUUCAGAAGGCAGCGGCAGAAGCUGCGGAGGCAUUCCGCCCAGGGAAGAAAUCGGAGGGCGACGAAUUAAUUCCGGAAAAUGCAGAGGCAACGACCGACACGGCCGUGGCGAUGGCGGAGGAGCAUAGUAUAUUCUUAAUGGAUGAAGAAGCAGUGCCGGGGAUGCCGGAGUUGCUGAGGAACAUGGCGGACGCUGUGCUGAUGUCGCCUGCUCAUUCCUAUGGGGAUCAGCACGAUGAUGCUGACGUGGAACUGGAUGAUGCUGAGGUGUCAUUAUGGAGUUAUUCAAUGUAACUUUAUUAUUAACUAUUCAAGGCGCGUGUGGUGUGGAUAAAAUGGGUUGUGUACAAUCCUUUUCUUUUCGGCACUAACUAGUCGGUAGUCACUAGUUCUAGAAGUAGGGCUUCUCGUUAAUGAUUUUUUUUUUUACCUCCCCAAAUGUUUUGGUCGGGAAGUAUCCGUACUUUAAAUUUUAUCAUGUACGGAUGCUAAAUCCUAUGCUAAAGU